Messenger RNA from Orycteropus afer afer, 936 nucleotides. RefSeq names its product olfactory receptor 1J4-like. Gene Ontology annotation, cellular component: membrane. Lineage: Eukaryota; Metazoa; Chordata; Mammalia; Tubulidentata; Orycteropodidae. Gene Ontology annotation, molecular function: G protein-coupled receptor activity; olfactory receptor activity. Gene Ontology annotation, biological process: G protein-coupled receptor signaling pathway. The record is from RefSeq and is a predicted model, not a curated record.
AUGAAGUGGGAGAACCGGAGCUCCGUGUCUGAAUUCCUCCUCCUGGGGCUCCCGGUCCGGCCGGAGCAGCAGGGCAUGUUCUUCGCCCUGUUCCUGGGCAUGUACCUGAUCACGGUGCUGGGGAACCUGCUCAUCAUCCUGCUCAUCAGGCUGGACCCUCGCCUCCACACCCCCAUGUACUUCUUCCUCAGCCACUUGGCCCUCACUGAUGUCUCUUUCUCAUCUGUAACUGUCCCUAAGAUGUUAAUAAACAUGCAGACUCAGGAUCAAUCCAUCCCCUAUUCAGGGUGCAUAGCACAGAUGUAUUUUUUCAUAUUUUUUACUGAUCUGGACAAUUUUCUUCUCACCUCUAUGGCCUAUGAUCGGUAUGUGGCCAUCUGUCACCCCUUGCACUACACCACCAUCAUGACAGAGGGUCUGUGUACCCUACUAGUAGCUGUGUCCUGGAUCUUCUCCUGUGCCAGUGCCCUGUCUCACACCCUCCUUCUGGCCCAUUUGUCCUUCUGUGCUCACAACACCAUCCCCCACUUCUUCUGUGACCUUGCUUCCCUGGUCAAGCUGUCCUGCUCAGACACCUCCCUCAAUGACAUGGUCAUUUUCACAGUGGGAGUAGCAGUCAUAACUCUCCCAUUAAUAUGCAUCCUCAUCUCUUAUGGCCGCAUAGGGGCCACCAUCCUGAAGGUUCCAUCUACCAAGGGGAUCUGCAAAGCCUUGUCCACCUGUGGCUCCCACCUUUCUGUUGUAUAUCUGUAUUAUGGAGCAAUUAUUGGGCUGUACUUUUUCCCCUCAUCCAGCCACUCCAAUGACAAGGACAUAAUUGCUUCUGUGACGUACACAGUGGUCACUCCCUUGCUAAAUCCUUUCAUUUAUAGUCUAAGGAACAAGGAUAUGAAAGGAGCCUUAGAGAGACUCUUCAAAGGGGUGGCAAUCUCUUAA